Penicillium brevicompactum is the source of this 1116-nucleotide messenger RNA. Its product is annotated as pyridoxal phosphate-dependent aminotransferase. Gene Ontology annotation, molecular function: catalytic activity; pyridoxal phosphate binding. The coding region runs from base 1 to 1116 and encodes 371 amino acids. The transcript has a single exon. The record is from RefSeq and is a predicted model, not a curated record. Gene Ontology annotation, biological process: biosynthetic process. NCBI's taxonomy places the organism in Eukaryota, Fungi, Ascomycota, Eurotiomycetes, Eurotiales, Aspergillaceae.
AUGAAGUACAACCGAAUGCCCAUUGAGAUUGAAUCACCUGAAGAAUAUGGCUACGAAAACAUCAAAUACAACUUGUCAGAAAGUUCAAUCACCGACCAGUCUCUCGGAUCUUUGGGCUUGCAGGUGCCCGAUUUGAAGUUGCUUUACAACGAGCACCAAGGCAGCACUGCACUCCGCAAGCUAGUUAUUCAGGGAUCUGAGGGACUCAGCCAGAAAGACGUCCUAAUCACAACUGGCGCAGCGGGUGCUUUAUUCAUCAUUGCCAGUUCUCAACUCAAUGUGAAUGAUCAUCUCGUCGUCGUGCGGCCAAACUAUGCGACCAAUCUCGAGACCCCACGGGCUCUGGGAUGCGAGAUUUCCUUCAUCGACCUCAAAUUUGAGUCGGGCUUUCAGCUCGAUCUGAAUGACAUCAAGGCUGCUAUCAAGCCCAACACCAAAAUUGUCAGCAUCACCACACCUCACAAUCCCACCGGUACAGGAAUGUCACUGGAGACACUGAAAGCCUUGGUAACACUCACCAAGGAGAAGGGCCUCAUAUUGCUAGUGGACGAGACUUACGCUGAUAUCUCGUACGAUGGACGAUUGCCCAUCGCUGCCUCUCUGGGAGAUCAUGUUAUCAGCGUGUCGUCGUUGUCCAAGUCUUACGGCAUCCCUGGCAUCCGACUCGGAUGGCUGAUCAACAAGAACCCAGCUCUCCAAGAGACAUUCCUAGCUGCGAAGGAACAAAUCAGCAUUAGCGGGAGUGUGGUUGAUGAGUGGAUUGCCGAGCAAGUCUUGACGCGCAAAGAUGAGAUUCUUUCCGCUACUAUGCGUGAGAUGAAACAUCGCCGCGAAAUUGUGGCUGCAUGGAUUGAGAAAGACGAUCUGCUGGACUGGGUUCGACCGGAUGGUGGUAUAGUCUGCUUCCCACGCAUCAAACCUGGCUUUGAGCCCGCUGGCGGAUUGGCUGCGUUCUAUCACCGUCUUCUUCACAAGUACGGCACAUAUGUUGGACCUGGACACUGGUUUGAGCUCCCAGAUACCUACUUCCGUCUUGGAUAUGGUUGGCCCACUGUCGAAGAGCUCGAAGGUGGCUUGAAUGCAAUUUCUCAAGCUCUGCGAGACACUUCAACCUAG